This is a messenger RNA of Letharia lupina, 408 nucleotides long. RefSeq lists its product as uncharacterized. The coding region runs from base 1 to 408 and encodes 135 amino acids. The record is from RefSeq and is a predicted model, not a curated record. Gene Ontology annotation, cellular component: cytosolic large ribosomal subunit; ribosome. Gene Ontology annotation, molecular function: structural constituent of ribosome. Gene Ontology annotation, biological process: translation. The transcript has 4 exons. Lineage: Eukaryota; Fungi; Ascomycota; Lecanoromycetes; Lecanorales; Parmeliaceae.
AUGAAGUUUCUCAAGGUCGGCCGUGUGGCGAUCAUCACGCGGGGGAGGUACGCUGGAAAGAAGGUCGUCAUAAUUCAACCCCUAGAUACCGGUUCCAAGACACAUCCUUUUCCUCACGCCCUUGUCGCGGGCAUCGAGCGCUACCCCUCCCAGAUCACCCGCCGCAUGUCAAAGGCUCGUCAAGCGAAACGCAGCAAGGUCAAACCCUUCAUCAAGACCAUCAAUUACAACCAUCUGAUGCCUACACGAUACACGCUGGAAUUGGAGGGUCUGAAGGGCGUCGUGACGAAUGAUACAUUCAAGGAGGUCAGUCAGAGGGAAGAUGCGAAGAAGACGGUGAAGAAGGCGCUGGAGGAGAGAUACACAAGCGGGAAGAACAGGUGGUUCUUUACUCCUUUGAGAUUUUGA